UUAUGACUGUUUUCUUCCACAGAAGGGUAAUGAUCUUUACAUAAUUUUCAGAUGCAAAACCGCACACAAGAAGUUGACAAAAGCAUUAAGAUACUUGGAUUUUCUUCUGCCACACAGGUGCCCCAUCUUUUAGCCUUUUCUAGAUUGAGCAAUUGACUGUACUAACUUUAAGAGCUGGAAAAUGGAUAUGCGUUAGGACUUCAAGGGUAUGAUGUAGCCUUGAGAGAACCAGAGCCUACUGUCACUGUUGAGAGCACACCAGGAGACAUAGCUAAGUAUAAUGACUGGCAGAACAAGAAUAGGAUGGCCUUGUUGCUUAUGAAGAGAACAAUCACCAAGACUGUGAGAGGAAGUAUCCAUGCGACUGAGAAUGCCUUAGAAUAUCUGCAAUUCAUCUCUGAUAGGUACCAAGAGUCGGAAAAAGCUGAGUCAUUAGUGCUUAUGCAUUCACUUGUGACAAUGAAGUUUGAUGGCAAAGGUAGCUUUGGGAAUACAUCAUGAGGCAAAUAGAUGUAGCUACCAAGCUUAGAAAUCUCAACUUUGAGGUAGGUGAUCAAUUCUUGGUCCAUCUAGUGUUGAACUCUCUGCCUGCUGACUACACCCAGCUCAAGGUGACACACAACACCCUGAAAGACAAAUGGGGGCUGAAUGAACUGAUUUCCAUCUGCGUUCAGGAAGAGAGCAGACUUAGGGCUGAGUCAGCACUGACUUGUAAACCUGUGAACCUGAUUACCAAGAAAUGGAAGAAAUCCAAGCUGAAAACUAAGAAGAGUCCUAUGACUGUAGGUACCAAAACUCCUGCACCUACUGCACCUAAGGCCAACAAGACCUGUCAGGCCAAGUGUUUCUUCUGUAGGAAACCAGGCCACUUCAAGAAAAACUGUCAGGGUUUCAAGGAUUGGCUAACAAAACGAGGGGUUAACAAACAGGAGGGCCCCAAGGCGUGAGGAGCUUCGGCUUUGCGUAGGAAAUGAGAUGCGGGUUGCUGUCAAGGCAAUAGGAACUGUUAGUUUGGAUUUAGGCCUAGGAAUU
Molecule: messenger RNA, 1032 nt
Organism: Rosa chinensis
Lineage: Eukaryota; Viridiplantae; Streptophyta; Magnoliopsida; Rosales; Rosaceae
Exons: 3
Coding region: 498-947 (149 amino acids)
Molecular function (GO): zinc ion binding; nucleic acid binding
Source: RefSeq, a predicted model, not a curated record